GUUCUUUUUUUUUGUAAUUUCUUCCAAAGUGCAAAGUCCAAUAUAACUGUUGUUAGCUCGUGAUAAUGGAAAGCGAUCGUGAAAGAUAUGCAGUUAUGACUUUAAUGCAAAACACGUAAAAGAGCGAUAAGAAAUUUACUUUAGAUAUUUAUCUUUUACACAAUUGUGAAUUAAAGUAAGAUUCUUUUGUUUGAAAGAAACUAUGGAUAUCUUUGUAAAGUUGAACGAGCAAACGGCAGGGAGGGAUAAAAUAAUAAGAUUACUUCAAUAUGGAAGUCGAACGUAUUGGUACUAUGCACAAAGUGUACACAGUACAAGAUACUCCGCAGAAAUUUUAAGGAGUUUGGAAUUCACUUUUAGCUCAUUUCGAAAAUUGCUGCGCUUUGGAAGAUGCUUAGAUAGCUUCUAUUUGGCCUUAAAAAUGAUGAAGUAUCCUGAUCCUACGGUGAGAAUAACAUUAACCAUGGCAAAGAUGGCAAAUGCUUUGUACUUACUGGCAGAUCAUUUUAUCUGGGUUGGCAGAGUAGGAAUUUUACGAGUUGAUUUAGAAAAAUGGAAUAAAGUCGCUAAUAAAUAUUGGUUACUAACUAUUGUUAUGAGUUUAAUAAGAGAUAUUUAUGAGAUUAUCAAGAUUUUGGAACACAAGAAGAAUGCAUUUAAACAAUAUCAUAUAUUAUCCUGUUUAAAAAAUCACAAGGAAGUAAUGAUGGAUACUGUUAAAAAUGGAUGUGAUUUAUUAAUUCCACUAACAGCAUUAGGUGUUACAAAAUGUACUCCAGGUACAAUAGGUUUACUUGGAAUAAUUUCUUCAUUAAUUGGUUUAUAUACAAUUAUCGAUCCAAUUUAUAAAUUGUCUCCUUAGGAUAAGUUUUGUAAACUCAUGUUCUUAUAUAUGUGAAUGUACAAUAUACAUUCAUUAUAUUAUUCGUAUAUGUACAUAUAUGAUG
Mycetomoellerius zeteki is the source of this 947-nucleotide messenger RNA. It is a transcript of the gene Pex11ab, whose product is annotated as peroxisomal biogenesis factor 11ab. Gene Ontology annotation, biological process: peroxisome fission. Gene Ontology annotation, cellular component: peroxisomal membrane. NCBI's taxonomy places the organism in Eukaryota, Metazoa, Arthropoda, Insecta, Hymenoptera, Formicidae. The transcript is spliced from 4 exons. The coding region runs from base 203 to 862 and encodes 219 amino acids. The record is from RefSeq and is a predicted model, not a curated record.